Saccoglossus kowalevskii is the source of this 2370-nucleotide messenger RNA. RefSeq lists its product as uncharacterized. Gene Ontology annotation, molecular function: sphingomyelin phosphodiesterase activity. NCBI's taxonomy places the organism in Eukaryota, Metazoa, Hemichordata, Enteropneusta, Harrimaniidae. The record is from RefSeq and is a predicted model, not a curated record. Gene Ontology annotation, cellular component: extracellular region.
AUGCCAAGUAAAUACAGUCAUAAGGACCACUGCAUCAUAGGCAGCUGGUGGUACUCUAUCAUAGUUAUUUAUAUUGCAGUCAAGUAUCAUUAUUUAUUCACAGAUGACUGUGAAACUCCUACUGAAACACCGUACGUUUGGUUGGGUGAUACUACUUCCGAGUGCGAUCUCACUGCGUCAUACUGUGAUUUGUUUGGGUUAGACUUUGAAUGUGAGGCCGAGUAUGGUCGUUUGCACACAUGUGAUGCGGGGAACAACGUGCUUUGUGUAUCACCUCAAAUGAGCCUAUGGGAUCCAACACCUGUCACUACACUGAAGGUUCUUGCUUAUAAUAUAUGGGAGCUCCGUUAUCUGUAUUAUCAAAGUGGACAAUAUGAGCGAACUUGCCGUAUUCCUCAGAAGAUAUUCGAACUUUAUGGUGACGUGGACGUAAUUGUAUUCAACGAGGCUUUUAUGGGUGGUUGCUUCACGCAAAAUUAUUUCCCAUUGGAAAUAUCUCUACCUGGACCUCCUCUAUUUCAACGCGAUGGAGGGCAAUGUUCAUUUCAACAAAUGUUAACCCAGUAUGGAUUUGAAUACUUUACCGAUAUUUUGGGUCAAGAGUCUAGACGAGUCAUUCCAAGACUUGAAAAUGUCAUCUAUGCCGGUGACUUGAAUACGGAAUUAAAUGAUGCAAAUAUUCGCUGGGAUCAAAUGCUGAGAAUCCUGGAAGCAGAUAUGCCAGAAAUUGUGGGUGAUCUCAAUAUAACAUACGACUAUGAGAAUAAUGACGUCAGGGGAGAAGAUGAAACUCAAACCGGCGGUAAAUGGAUCGAUUAUGUUCUCUACAGUAAUCAACACAUCAUGCCUAACUCUGCAACUCAAGAAGCUAUCAAGUUCGUUGCAGAUGAACCAUUCCCUGUCUGUAUGCGUGCCUUGCCAAUACAACGAGUGGAGGACCCGGAUGGAAUCAUUCCAAUUGAAGGAGGCCAACAUAGAUAUCCGUACCAAGACGAGUGUCUUGACUGGUGGAACAUAACGGACUUGUCAGAUCAUUACGCCGUACUGGGAACAUUCGACUUCUCAUCUCCGAUCCAACCAGAUACAAUUGCAACAGCUGCCCCUCUUCCAGAUGAAUGCAUCGAUGAUAGACCACAGGUUUGGCUUGGUAGAGCAACCUUCGAAUGUGACCUACUUACACCGGAUUACUGUGGAAUGUUUGGUCUAGAGUAUGUGUGUAGUGCUGACUUCCAAGUAUGGGACAAGUGUUACUUCAGUACUGCUAAGAAUGUCUUGUGUGCUGUCCCCGAAAUUACAUUGUCUGAACCAACUCCAGCCACCACAUUUAAAACCCUGGCAUACAACGUUUAUGAACUAAGAUUACUGUAUUAUCAGAGUGGACAACGGGAACGUACGUGUAGAAUACUCACUCAGAUAUUCACUCGACAUGGCGACGUUGAUGCUAUCAUAUUUAAUGAAGCUUUCAUGGGAGGCUGCUUUCCACAGCAUGGCGCUUCUUUCCGUCAGAUCAUGGAAUACUAUGGAUUUAGCUAUUAUACUGGUACAGUGGGGGAAACCCUUUCUAAACCACCUGAGAAUGGAGGCGUUUUUAUUGCGUCCCGAUGGCCCAUUCUUCAUUGGGAUAAAAGAGUUUAUGAAAACACCAUUGUACUUACAGAUGACUGGAUGUCUGCGAAAGGGGCAAUUUAUGCAGAAAUUGAGAAGACUGUAGAUGGGAAAACAAGAAAAUACCACGUACUUGGGACUCAUCUGCAUGCAGGUGACGGUGCACGAGGUGGGGAUGAAGUGAGAUUAAACCAAAGUAUCGAAAUGCACGAACUCAUGUUGAGACAGAAUGUCCCGACGGACGAAGCUGUGAUCUACGGGGGUGACUUCAAUACAGAUUACUAUACUGAUCAAGAUUGGUUGAAGCGUAUGCUGGAUGCCCUCGAGUCAAUUGUGCCUGAACCUGUAGGAUAUAUAAACGUAACAAGCGAUGAUGAGUACAACAACAUCAAGACGGAUCCUCGAGACAUUGAAGUUGGUGAUGACCCUGACUGGGUUCCCGGUUCAUGGAUUGACUACGUCGUCUACAGUUAUUCACAUCUCGUUCCAGUGACUUCAAGUCAGGAAUCCGUUAAAUACGUCGCCGAUACCCCGUUCACCGUGUGUAUGGACGACGUAAGACCAUUCGGUGUACAUUUUUACCCGUACAGCAGUAAAUGCAGACAAAAUCAAACAAUUACCGACCUCUCGGAUCACUACGCUGUUCUUGGUCGUUUCGAAUACGCAGUAGAUGACCCACCUCUAGUUGAAGCCAUGUCAUUUACUAUGCCAAACAUUAUGAUUACUCUUAUAUUUUCUGUGUUUUCUAUAUUGAAUGUAUAUUAG